Rana temporaria (common frog) is the source of this 906-nucleotide messenger RNA. Its product is annotated as taste receptor type 2 member 40-like. Gene Ontology annotation, cellular component: membrane. The coding region runs from base 1 to 906 and encodes 301 amino acids. Gene Ontology annotation, molecular function: bitter taste receptor activity; G protein-coupled receptor activity. The transcript has a single exon. The record is from RefSeq and is a predicted model, not a curated record. Gene Ontology annotation, biological process: G protein-coupled receptor signaling pathway; sensory perception of taste; detection of chemical stimulus involved in sensory perception of bitter taste. NCBI's taxonomy places the organism in Eukaryota, Metazoa, Chordata, Amphibia, Anura, Ranidae.
AUGAUAUCUCCGGACUCCAUCACUUUUUUAGUCUCUUCAGUCUUGGGACUGGCCUUGGCAAUCCCUUCUAACACUUGUAUUGUGAUGGGUAAUCUGGACAUCAUCAGAAAGAAAGGGAAGUUGAGUCCCUCCGAUGUGAUCUUUCUGGGGAAGGGAAUUGUGAAUAUUCUCCUCCAGUGUUUGCUGAGCCUAGAGGGAAUGCUCUAUGUCUUGUGUCGGAAAGUCUGUUAUGUGACAGAAGUACGAGGAUUCAUGAAGACAUCAGGAUACUUCUUAGCAUAUUACAACUUCUGGUUGACCUUCUGGCUCUCGGCUCAUUACUGUACCAGCAUCACCAAUCUCAGCUAUGGGUUCUUCAUCUGGAUAAAGAGAAUUGUGUCCAAUUUCCUGAGUCACCUUCUAUUCCUGACAGCACUUGGGAUGUUCAUUGUGACUGUCCCGGGCUUCUGGGCUGUGUAUGGAGGAAGUAUCCCAUCUUCUGAUAACAGUACAGAAGACUCUGGUAAAACUUUCCAUAAAAUGUUUUCCUAUUUUGUGCCUGCAAACAUCCUAGGUGUCUUUCUUCCAUUCUGCCUUAGUCUUCUGUGUCUGGUCUUCACUUUCUCCUUUCUGCUCAGACACGUCUGGAGGGUGAAGAAUAACGACUCUGGAUCAACACGUCCAAAUCUUCAGGCUCAUGUCACGGCACUGAGGACAAUCUUCUUCUUACUUCUCAUUUUUACAUUUUUCUGUGUGUUUCAAGUGAUAGAUUUUCUUGAAAUUUCCUCACUGAUAACAGUCUGUUGGAAUUUACAAUUAUUAUCUCCAUCGGUGGAGGCCGCCGUCAUCCUCCAUGCCAGCAACAAGCUGAGAAUGAUCAUUCUGAGAAGAUUCUGGACCAGAAGCCAGAGGAACACAGAGACUUAA